This is a messenger RNA of Alternaria viburni, 1641 nucleotides long. RefSeq lists its product as uncharacterized. The record is from RefSeq and is a predicted model, not a curated record. The transcript has 3 exons. NCBI's taxonomy places the organism in Eukaryota, Fungi, Ascomycota, Dothideomycetes, Pleosporales, Pleosporaceae. The coding region runs from base 1 to 1641 and encodes 546 amino acids.
AUGUCAAUUCGCAACACUCUCGUCGCUGGCAACACCGCUUCUGCUUCGUCGCAGGGCGUUGCGGGCCAGAUGAUCAACCUAAACGCCGUUCCCGAUGACAUUCAUCACCUCAUUCUCUCCGAUAUCGUGGACACAUCGCCCGCAGAUCUACUGAAUGUGGCACAAUCUUCCGAAGUCUUGCACCAUGCGGCGCUACCAUACAUAUACCGCAACAUCAUCUUGAACGGAGAGUCAACGGCAUACAAGACACUUGUGGAGAAGCUCUCCAAGCAUGAGCACGGUGACCUUACGAAGCACAGCCGCAGCAUCACCGUCAAAGACGAGGUACCCUCCGAAGACCUGGUUAUGAUACUCAACAAGACUUCGCGGCACAAGAAUCUUCGAUCGCUCAAUUGGGAGACUUCCACGCACAUAACUCCGGCAGUAUACGACAUCAUUCAUGCAAUUGAGCCGAAGCCCGAGAUACGCGUUGUUGUCGUAGACCGGAAGACGGCAACGAGUGUUGCACAUCGCCAGAUGGACAUGAAGCUCCUGUCAUCUCCGCUUCUUGUUAGCUUGACCUACGAGGUAUAUAUGCAGGGCUUCGCCCCCGAGCACCCUUGCCGAUCCGAGUGGCCUCGACUCUCCCAGGCACUGGCGGCUGGCGGGAACGUUAGAUCUCUUCGGCUACAAGUUUUGCAAGACGGUCACAACCUUUUUACACCCGAUACGGAGCCAGCGAAGAUACCGCGCCUUGAUCUCACCACCGGUAUGCGCCUCCCUCUACUGGAGGAGAUGACUCUUCAGACCUUGAGAUACCAUGGCCAGACGGCGUUUCUCUGGGAUCUCGACUACUGUCGCAUGUUUCGCGAUGCUAUCGACUGUUCCCGACUGCGUAAGCUCGACUUCGGCGGCGAACAUCCCGCAAACUUCUUUUCUUGCUUCACCGGACUUUGCCCGAAGCUCAAAGUGCUGAGUUUUGGGAUGUGGGAGGGUGAUAAAUCGCCUGCGAAGCGGUUCAUCGAGUCGAUUGACGCACUUGAACAUCUCGAUCUGUCACGAGCGCAAGCGGGUAUAGACGAUCUUUGGCCCGCUAUUGAGCAGCACAAGGAUACACUCGAGACACUGAUCCUUGGGCCGACAUUUGAAGCAUACUGCCACAAGGUAGUCAUGCCCUUCAGCCGUUUGAAGGAUAUCGCGCGGACAUUUCCUAGGCUCAAGCAUCUAGGCUGGGACGCACCCUGCGAACGCAACAUCGAUCCGCAACAUCUCGUCGCCCUGUUAGGAAUGGAUCUUACGAAGCUUGAUCUCUGGCUGCACAUUCCCCACGAAGCAAACGACUACAGCGAAAAGCUCGUCCAGGACAUCUGGGGCAACAUCCCCCACCCCGAACUUAACAAAGAGAGUACUAUCGCGUCUGCGAUCGGUAUUGCAGAUCGUCUUUUGGGAUCGGGGCAAGGCGCGUUUAAGCGGCUCACUCUUCAUCUCUCGCGAGAGGGCGCUUCGGAUCGCUGCCAGCCGUAUAUGAUGUACUCGAAGCUGCAACUUAGACUGAAUGGGCGUUCUGAAAGGACCCGUGGAGACAAGUGGGAUGUGCGCGGUAAGCUGGACUGGUCUUAUGAGCCCACUUUGGUGGAAGAUCUGCUGUUCGAGGAGAGGUAG